AACUCUUGCGUCUUUAUAAGAUAAAGAUAAGUUCAGGCUGUGUCAUUAAUUUCUGAGAGUGAGGUUCAGUCUCAGAUCUGAGCAGCUGGCCAGCAAUGGGGGAGAAGAAAAAUGCGAUAAUGGUGUUGAAGGUUGAUCUUCAGUGUGAGAAGUGCUACAGGAAAGUGAAGAAAGUGCUGUGUAAAUUCCCUCAAAUACAAGACCAGGUGUAUGACGAGAAGCGGAACACAGUGACGAUCAAAGUGGUGCGUUGCAGUCCUGUGAAGAUCAUGCAAAAGAUAUGCUGCGAAGGAGGUGAAUCCAUCAAGAGUAUUAUGAUUGUACCUCCACCCAAGCCUAAAGAACCCAAGAAGCCUAAAGAGCCCGAAAAUCCUAAAGAGCCCGAAAAUCCUAAUGCAGGUUGCAGAAUAAUGUGAAAAUUAAUGGAGGUGCAUGCAUCAUUUGUCGUUGCCCCUUUGGUUUGGUUCUUACUACAAAAUUAUUGUACAAGAAGACAAUAAAGAUAAAAACAAAGUUAUUAAUAAGAUAAUACUUUUAUCAA
This is a messenger RNA of Mangifera indica (mango), 541 nucleotides long. RefSeq names its product protein PYRICULARIA ORYZAE RESISTANCE 21-like. Bases 96 to 416 code for a protein of 106 amino acids. Gene Ontology annotation, molecular function: metal ion binding. The transcript is spliced from 3 exons. The record is from RefSeq and is a predicted model, not a curated record. NCBI's taxonomy places the organism in Eukaryota, Viridiplantae, Streptophyta, Magnoliopsida, Sapindales, Anacardiaceae.